GUUUUCUGAGCAGCAUGAGUUCAAAAAGCCAAAUGAUGACCGUGCUCUUCAUCUGAUGACCAAGUGUGCCCAGACAGUGAUGCAAGAAUUGGAGGAUAUUGCUAUUGCUUAUGGACAGAGCGAUGAAUAUAGUUUUGUUUUCAAAAAGAAGAGUAGAUGGUUUAAAAGAAGAGCAAGUAAGUUCAUGACUCAUGUGGUCUCCCAGUUUGCCUCAAGUUACGUUUUCUAUUGGAAGGAUUACUUUAAGGACCAGCAACUUCUGUACCCACCGGGAUUUGAUGGACGAAUUGUGUUGUAUCCCAGUAACCAAAAUUUAAAGGACUACCUCAGCUGGAGACAAGCAGACUGCCAUAUUAAUAAUCUUUAUAAUACAGUGUUUUGGAUGCUUGUACAGCGAAGUGGUUUGACACCAGUGCAAGCACAGGAUAGACUCCAGGGAACUCUGGCUGGAGAUAAGAACGAAAUCUUAUUUUCUGAAUUCAACAUCAACUACAACAAUGAACCUUUGAUGUAUAGAAAAGGAACUGUCCUAAUAUGGCAGAAGACUAAUGAAGUCAGGACUAAGAAAAUAAAACUGCCAAAGGAAGCAGAAGAAAAGGAAGUUGAAGUGACCCGGACUAGGACUAAAGUUGUUCCCCUGCACUGUGACAUUAUUGGGGACCAGUUCUGGGAAGAAUAUCCGGAAAUUCUGGCUGAGGAUAGUUGA
Messenger RNA from Balearica regulorum gibbericeps (East African grey crowned-crane), 706 nucleotides. The record is from RefSeq and is a predicted model, not a curated record. NCBI's taxonomy places the organism in Eukaryota, Metazoa, Chordata, Aves, Gruiformes, Gruidae.